Molecule: messenger RNA, 2088 nt
Organism: Histoplasma mississippiense
Lineage: Eukaryota; Fungi; Ascomycota; Eurotiomycetes; Onygenales; Ajellomycetaceae
Exons: 2
Coding region: 1-2088 (695 amino acids)
Source: RefSeq, a predicted model, not a curated record
AUGAGCAAAGAAAUCCCCCUUAUCAUUCUUGACUCUGAUGAUGAAGACGAGCUCCAGAUCACUGGUACUGCUAUUUGUGCUCAGAACAGAAUCGAUUCAGGCCCCGAAUGCUCCCGUAGAGUCUAUAGCCCAACCAACAGCCAGCAAACAGGGAAUGGCGAAGAUAGCCAGCAAGUGACAACAGUUGGCAGAACUCACAGAGUCGCUCAUCCAACCUCUCCCAGCACGUCAGAAUGGCUUCAACCUGCCAUUCCCAUGGAGCGGAGUCCUUAUUUUGGUCUUCCGUUGUCAUCACCAACAAACUCCCUUUCGGACAAUUCUGGCGCAAAGAAUGAGGCAACUUCUCCACAUCCAAAUGGCGCCCUGGCAGAAUCGACUACAUCUACUGGACAAGAACUCAAAGCUGAACAUGUUUCUUCGCCUUCACCGUGGACAAAAGAAUUCUUUAUGGACAUGGCAGAUGCCAUUGCACAUAUUUUCCCGUAUGGCGAAUUGGCGCGCAAGCACAAAUGCAGUGUGGAUAAGGUGAAUCGAGCCUUGAUUGCCGUUGUGCUUGAUCCGCUGAUGAAGAGAAUUGAGGGCCAGGUCAGUUGUGGAAACGCCAACGAGGUAGGGGAGGCAGAGCAUACUCAGACUGCUCUGCCAGAAACAUGGGGAUCUCCCAAUACUCUGGUCAACAAGUGGAACCAGCAAUAUCAAGAAAUGGUGUCUGAGCUUCAGAGAGAAAGCGAAGGGAAAGGCCUGCCUAUGGAAUUCGAGCAGAUUCUUAUUGCGGCGCCGGGGAAUGCGGAAGCUUAUUGGAAGGAGAGGAAUGCAGGGUUUAAUGCUUACCAGGCUUUUCAGAAUGCAAGGAAGAAUGACACGGCUGAAGACAGGCCUGGAGAGCAGGUUGGGGAAUAUAAAAGUCUCCAACAGCAGCUGAAGAAUGUGGUGCAAACGGCAGACCCAGAGAAUCAGUCGUUUUUGCCUGGGACAGCAGUCACAGCAGUUUUUACGUUGGGUACUAAGGAGGCCGCGGAAAACGGAUCUAAUGCGACGGGCCGUAAACGUGCAAGAAGCUCGUCGGAAUCUGUCGAAGAAAAGGACAUUAGUCAUGACAGAGACAGCAGCAAGUCUGCACCCCCAUCACCAUCGACAGCGACAUCACCCGCGCUCUACCAAGUUUCUACACCUCCCCCACGGAAGAAGGCAAAAACAAUAUCGUCAAUAUCGUGUCAAUCCACCCCGACUCAGACAAGUACAGAAGAAUCCAUCAAUUCGAGCCAUGGACUAUAUGGCCCCAUCCCAAAACACCCAUUUGUCACUGAUGGGGCUUCUGACACUUACACGCUCUUAAAAUUUCCCUACAACCGCAUCCACAAUACCGACAAUCGUCCAACGCCUUCCCCUCCCCCAUCCACGUCCUCUUCCGGGUCGUUAUCUCCAACCCCCCAAACGCCAACACCGCUCCCCAGAUCCAGAUACCUCCCCAACAGCACCGUGAAUCUAUUCCCAAAUCCCAAAUUCUCAAUGAUCCCCCGGCCCGCUCCAGCCCGAUCCAACUUCACCCGCUCCACCCGCCGUCAUGCAGUCACCGUCGAUAAAUUCGGCAACUACCAGCGCGAGAAGCCUAGCCAGCGCGAAUAUCAAUCCACAGCUUAUCACAUCAGUAGCAAGGACAGAGAUAACAUCCUCCUCCCCCGCCUCAAUGACCUUUUCCCUCGCAGACAGUCCGCCAGGGAUCAGCAGCGGGAACCUACAGAGAGCGACAACGAAUGCGACUUCUAUGAUCCGUACUGCCACGCGGGUGUUGAUCGGACGACGAGAGUCUUUACGGAGGGGUUGUGGGAGCAGUUGUUUGGGGGGUUCGGGAUGGGGUCGGGGUCGGGGCCGGGGCUGGAGGACGGAGGAGCGAGGGAGUUGAUGGGGUUGGACUUUGGGCUGGAGCAGAUUGAAGUGAGCGGACAGGGGAAAGGCAAGGCGAGGAUGAUUGGUGAUUUUGGUGGUGAUGUGAAUGGGCACGGGGCUGCUGGGGUUGGAGAGAGUGGUUGGGAGGAUGACGAUGCUGGUGAUGAUGUUGGUGGAGAGAGGGGUUGGGAGAGUGCGUGA